Molecule: messenger RNA, 340 nt
Organism: Vitrella brassicaformis
Lineage: Eukaryota; Vitrellaceae
Source: the annotation of a GenBank genome assembly
CUACCUCUCACACCACCCACACCUACACACAGCAGACACAGCAGGGAGCCAAUAGCAAUUCGGUGGCCUGACUAGCGUCAUGCCGGUGCCGAUAUAUGGCAGAUAUUGUGCAUCCACCAAAAGCUAUCCAGAAGCCAGAAAUAGCCCCGAUGCAGAGGAGUGGUCUGAAGUGACAGACGCACAACAUCGGACAAUGCACAACUUGGGUGUGUGCGAAGGUUCCUUACGUGAGCUGGAUGCUGAACGAGCGACUCGUGAGAGAGGAUGAGUCCUCGGGAUGAGUCCUCGAGAAGAAACCAAGGCGACCUGUCGCCAAGGGUUUUGUUGAGCAGCUCCUGCA